Molecule: messenger RNA, 2059 nt
Organism: Saprolegnia diclina VS20
Lineage: Eukaryota; Oomycota; Saprolegniomycetes; Saprolegniales; Saprolegniaceae
Exons: 3
Coding region: 14-1945 (643 amino acids)
Source: RefSeq, a predicted model, not a curated record
UAGACAACAGAGGAUGCACGAGCGCACGACGUUGCCGGGCCUUGGACACGCCCAGUCGCUGCCGCACCUGGCAGACGCCCCGAAGGAGCUGCCUCAUUCGCAGAGCGCGCUGGGCCUCGUGUCGCCACCGAAGAAGCUCAAGAAGAAGCGAACACUGGCGCCGCUGCCACCGCCACUGAGUCGUCCAUCGUCGCCCGCCAAGCUUCUCUCGCUGCGCCUCGACGCGAGUCAGGACAGUGCGUUCCAAGCCCUCCUUUCGGCGACGCACGAGCACUUGGCGGCGGGCGACGUCGACGAAGCGACCAAGCGGACGCUGGACCUCCUCCAGCACGUCGAGAACAAGCACUAUGCGAGUUUGCACUUGCGGCAGGCGCACGUGACCGCGCUCCAAGAGGUCGAGCGCGCGCUCGAGCAGCUCGAGCACGAUGCGGGCACGCGGCGCCAGGCGCAGCGCCACGCCGCCAACGAGAGCAUGCACGCGCUCUCGGCCUUGCUGCUCGCGCCAUCGACCGCGGACCUUUCGCCGGCGCGCGCGCUCAUGGCGUCGGUCGCCAGCGCCUACAAGCACGCCGGCGACACCCGCGCCGAGUGCAUCGGCGCGUUUGAGCAUCUCGUCUUGGGCAAUCACUGUCUCUCAGCGGCGCAAAACGCGUUCGAAGCCGGCGACAUUGACAUCGCCCUCGCCCUCGCAAGUGACGCGACGGCGUCCUAUGCGCGCUACCAAGCCUCCUCCCACUUUGCGCCGUGCCAGCUUCUCCUGUCGCUCGGGUCGCGUGAGGUCGCCUGGUCCCACGAAGCUCACGAAGAGGUCUACCGGCUUUUAGACGAGCGGCUUGGGUCGGCGGCCGAAGCGGCUUUUGUGCAGCGCGGGCUCGUCAUUAUGAGCGCGUCCUUGGAAGCGUCGAAAUCGAGCUUGGUGGCCAACGACCCGGACCGCGCUCUCGAAUACUUGCAGCACUGCGAGCGCUAUCGGUGCUGGCUCGGUGACCGAGCGAGCCUCUCGGCGUCGAUAGUCGCUAGCUUGGAAAAAAAGUACACAAAAGCCAAGCUGCUACUGCCAGUACAACGUCUCGAGACGCUCAACGACUUUGAGCUCAGCCGCGUGAUUGCGCUCUGGUCGAGCGUCGCCGAGGACGCUGAGACCGCGACGAUGCUUGUCGCUGAGGGCGCCAUCACCAAGCUGACAACGACAACGGUCCUUACUGCGCCAAAACCCACUCUCUUUGCGUCACUGAUGCAGCUAUGGGCCGCCAUUCUCACCGCAAGUGCUGCCAACGACCAGGCGUUCGUCGCCGAGGCCCUGCGCUGGCUGCUCGAAGUCCUUACGCACGCGGCGUCAUCACAAGACAAGCGGCAGAGUUUGCGAUUCCUCGUACAAUGGAUGACGGCGCGGCCGCUGCUGCACCACAUCGUGGGCAAAGGUCGGUUUCUGACGGUAUGGGUGCGCGACCGCGACGCAAACCUCGGCGACGUCGAUCUCAUGGCGGCGUACGUGCGUGUGUGGCAGCAUUUCCUGAGCCUGCACGCCAAGUGCCUGCACGACGACUUGCGCAGUGUGCCCUUGUUGACUGCGAUCUGGACACGGCACGUCGCCAAGCUCGACGUCGCGACGCUUUGCUUGGACGUCGCGACCACGUGCUUUCGCAGUGGCCUCGCACCGAGCCGCGCGAUCGACGCCAACGUUGUCGGCGCCAUCACAACGACGCUUCAAGUGCAUAGCAAGCUACAAACCAGCGUGCUCCAGCAAGUUGUCACGCUGCUGCAAGUCAUUCUACCAGCAGAAAAGAAGUGCUUGGCCAAAGCACGGGCUCAGCGAGACGUGCUUCUUCCGCGACUCAUUGGUCUCGACGGUGUCGGGUCGCUCUAUGACCUCAUUGCGGCCUCGGACGCUGCGAGCACGCGCAAUGUUCUCGGCGCAGGCUCUCUCGAAAGCGCCCAACCGUAGCACUAUGCUCACUAGGAGGAAACGUUACUCGACCCGUCGUCGCCAAGUUGGGAAGGAGCUCUAUGUAAAAUACCAAUGUACUUAAACGUGGAAUGAACUAUAUGCAGAAUUCGU